This is a messenger RNA of Phycomyces blakesleeanus NRRL 1555(-), 441 nucleotides long. RefSeq lists its product as hypothetical. The coding region runs from base 1 to 441 and encodes 146 amino acids. Lineage: Eukaryota; Fungi; Mucoromycota; Mucoromycetes; Mucorales; Phycomycetaceae. The transcript is spliced from 2 exons. The record is from RefSeq and is a predicted model, not a curated record.
AUGAUCAAGCUUGUUUUGAAGAGAUGGAGGAAUCUCAGAUUAGCAACAAAGGUUCAUCAUCUUUUUGUAAUUGUGGUUGUCCUUCUCCUUAUUGCCCUGGUUAUCUUGAAUAAUCGGACUGGCCGACCCCCCGCUUGGGUCCUGGGAACUGUGUUGGGUGCAUGUGUGUGCUUAUCAGGCUUAUACUGGCUGGCAAGAUACAUUCAAGCAAAGAGAAUCCCAGAUCACCAGGAAGAGUCAUUCUUUCCUAUUGAAGAACGAAUGGCCAGCUGUUCAUCCGUAGCAGGACUGUUCCCUCAAUCUAUCCUAUCAAUGGACUCAUUACAAAGAGCUCAAUCUAUAACCAGUGCACCUCCACCAGCCUACAAAACCUCGAUAUCCAUUCCACCCUCCUAUAGAUCCUCAGCUUCAUCUUUUAAGCCAAUCAGUCCACAUCACUAA